Molecule: messenger RNA, 2491 nt
Organism: Osmerus eperlanus (European smelt)
Lineage: Eukaryota; Metazoa; Chordata; Actinopteri; Osmeriformes; Osmeridae
Gene: nt5c3a
Product: 5'-nucleotidase, cytosolic IIIA
Exons: 9
Coding region: 53-1048 (331 amino acids)
Cellular component (GO): cytoplasm
Molecular function (GO): 5'-nucleotidase activity; magnesium ion binding
Source: RefSeq, a predicted model, not a curated record
CAUGUUGACAUAAGAUAGCUUGUUGGGACAUUUGUAUAGGAGCGGCACAGCCAUGGACAAAACAGCCGUGGUAAAAGUCGGUGCCGCGGCCAGUGCCAGUGUAUGUGCCCUAUUUGGUGGAGUUGUUCUCGCCCAGUACAUGUUCGCAAAGAAGAAGAGAGCAGGAAAGAAAACUAAAAUCAUUGAGAUGAUGCCAGAGUUUGAGAAGAACACGGUCCACAUGAGGGACCCGGAGCGGGUGGAGCAGAUCAUCUGUGGUCUGAUUAAGGGCGGAGCCUCCAAACUACAGAUCAUCACAGACUUUGACAUGACGUUAAGCAAGUUCGCCGUCAACGGCAAACGCUGCCCGACGUGUCACAACAUCAUUGACAACUGCAGUCUCGUCUCUGAAGAAUGUCGGGAAAAGCUGCUGCAGCUCAAGGAGACGUAUUACCCCAUAGAGAUCGAUCCCCACCUGACAAUGGAGGAGAAAUAUCCUUUCAUGGUAGAAUGGUAUUUCAAGUCCCACACGUUACUGGUAGAGCAGAGGUUACAGAAGGACAAACUCCCAGAGGUGGUGAGGGAGUCAGACGCCUGCUUAAGGGAGGGAUACGAGCAGUUCUUUGACCGCCUCCAUCAACACAACGUGCCCAUGUUCAUCUUCUCGGCCGGACUGGGCGACGUCCUGGAGGAGAUCAUCCGCCAGGCCGGGGUCUACCACCCCAACAUCAAGGUGGUCUCCAACUUCAUGGACUUCGACGAGAAUGGCGUGCUGCGGGGCUUCAAGGGCGAGGUCAUCCACGUCUACAACAAGCACGACGGGGCCCUGCGCAACACGGACUACUUCAAGCAGGUGAAGGACAACUGCAACAUCGUGCUGCUGGGCGACUCCCUGGGUGACCUGCACAUGGCCGACGGCGUGCCCAACGUGGAGAACAUCCUCAAGAUCGGCUUCCUCAACGACAAGGUAGAAGAGCGACUGGAGAAAUAUCUGGACUCCUAUGACAUCGUCCUUGUAAAGGACGAGACUCUGGAAGUGCCCAACUCCAUCCUUCAGAAGAUCCUCUAACUCUCACCCCCCCCACAGCACACAUCCCACUGCCCCCACAUGGAACUGAAGUGGACCACCUGACUCUAGAAGGCUACGACCAGCCCCCACCGUAGCCCCUCAAUAGACUCUAGCUCCACGGUCGACCACCUCCCCCCUCCUCGAAUCCCAUUCUGUGGCGACAAAGCAUCGUCACAAAUGCUCAUUCAUGGGGACAAAUUGUCAGAUCCUGACAGCUCACUUCACCACGUUUUUAAAGAGACAUUUAUUUCCCCCCCUCUGGUGUUUUUUAAGUACGCUAAUCUAUGUAUUUUUGUCUGUCCGUGUGUCCAACUGAACACUGUCUGCAUACUCGACCCCAGUAUGAAAAAAAAGUAAUGCUGAACAAACAAAGACAAUAUGUGAAACCCUCUUUUAUUAUUUGCGCAUUGUUGUUAUUACAAUGUAUUUCAUAUAUUAUUUUUGAUAUAAUGUUUGUAUAAAAUGUUGAUGGUGAGCAUCAGCAGAUGGUGCCCUGCAAGGCAGUCCCAGCAUGCUUUUGGCCAUACUGUCAUCAUGGAGGACACCCCGUGGCCCUCGUCUGCUACACGUAUCCUCCCGAGGUGGCACUUAAUUUUUUUUUCUGGUUUCCCUCAUAUUUUUAACAGAUUCGAAUCGUCGUGUAACAUUAAUGUUGGAAAGUGUUUUGAAGGAAGUAUUGGGUCGCGUAUUUUCAGGAUACAGGCAUGUUGGAGUGCUGCCUUUAUGCGCAACCUUGUGAGAACAGCAGUGAGUUGGGCAGAAGCGAUGCACUUUAACCUCUGUGUAUAAGUGUAACUAAAACGGUGGGAUAGGUUUUCAUGGAUGCAAUUGUCAUUCUUGCAGAAACUGGUUGUGUAUACAUUCUCAGAGUUCUCAAUUAAAUACACAGCCGGUAAGAGCACUUUACUUAACGCAGCAACUGAAAGUUGUUCUAGGUGGUGGUAAACAUUGGCGAACAGACUUUAGAGCAACAGUGUAUGUUUUCCAGCUGUCACUUCAUGUCAAAUAGAGUGCUACAAUGAAAGUACACACUAGAAGGUGUUCAAUAUAUAUUAUCACUAUCACCAGGGCUUUGGGACCUGCGGAGUCAGAACCUUCUACUAGAAAUAAUAGACCAAGGGGUUGUUCUAGAAGGCCCUGUGUGUAAUUACUAUCUGGUGAAGUACAAAAAUACUAUAUUUCUUAGAUUUUAACUCAUGGCCUUUAUUGUAUGGCCUUAAAAUAUAUAUUUUAAAAAAAUCACUACUUUUUGUUUCACAUUUGAACACUACCUCUGGGAUGUUCCCUGUGGGGAUGGAAGUGUCUGAGUUUGGUCUGAACUUGUUCAGUCUUUCAUAUGUGUCUGUGCUGCUACCCCUGCAUGUUGCCUUUUAUUAAACGUUUUGAAUUUGUCUGAAGGGGAGAACAUAUAAUGAUAUCAAUAAAACUGGCAAUAAUAGCUUA